Molecule: messenger RNA, 3067 nt
Organism: Lagopus muta (rock ptarmigan)
Lineage: Eukaryota; Metazoa; Chordata; Aves; Galliformes; Phasianidae
Gene: SMIM44
Product: small integral membrane protein 44
Exons: 2
Coding region: 889-2040 (383 amino acids)
Source: RefSeq, a predicted model, not a curated record
CUCGGAGCGAGCUUCCCCCACCUGAACUCUGCUGGAGGGGUCGGGGGGGCUGCAGGCAGCGGCUCCGGUGGGUUGGAGCUGUGCGAUGCCUCGAAAUCGCCCACGGUGCUGGUGCAGAGCCGGCUUCCUCUUCAUCUCUGCAGCUGCUGGAGGAUCUCUGUGGGUUUGGCCUCUCCUGUCGGGGCAGGCUGGCUCUGUCUCACGGCAGCCUUUGCCCUGGGAUGGGGUUGGUUUCGUGGCACGGCUCGGGAGAUUUGGCUGCAGUUUUUCUUUCUGCGGGGAAUGGCGCUGUGAUGAAGGCUCGCAGGGUGAGGCAGAGCCUGCCUGGACUUCCCCUGUGUUUAACCAGAGCUGGAUGGCUGCCUCUGCCAGCUGCUGCCAGCUCCAGCACCCAGAUCCGUGGGGCACGUGUGGGGCUGGGAGGAAAUAAAGCGGCAGCUGCGUGGCUGGGGGGGUCCGGCUGUGGCUGGGGUUCCCUCGGUCUGCAUCCACAGGGAGGGGGACGUGGUGUGGGCAGGGAGCAACCCCACAGCCCACUGCUGAGCCGUCCCUGCAGUGCCGCAGUGCAUCCUGCUGACGGUGCUUUCCCCUUGACCAAAGUCUCUGUGAGUCACUCCGCUCGAUCCUCUUAGCCCGUAAAGCUGCUGUUCCACUCUGUGUUGUCCCCUGUGGGGAGAGGGGGGGUGGGAGAGGGCAGUGGGGACCCCCAGCGUUUCCCACUCUGCUCCAACCAACCCAGAACCCUGUGGGGGGUCUUUGUGGGGACGUAACUUCAGGUCACCCAAUGUGUGCCAUCGCGCAGCUUCCCGCCUUGCCUUCUUCACCCCACGCAGCACUGCUGGGCUCUGGGUACCACUGCACCCCACGGAUGCAGGGGAUGGGGCAGAGAUGUGGGACAUGGGACGCAGAUGUGCUGCCUCCCCGUUGCGAGGCAAUGGGCUCCUUAUCAGCACAAAGAUAGGAGUGCUGAGCAGCGAUUGCUGCCUUGUUUGCCCCCGGUUAUCGCACAGCUCCAACCCUUGCUCUCUGCCUCCAACCCUCCCAUUUUUGCAUCGUGCUGAGCGAGCAGGAGAGGUGCCAAAUUUUUUGCCUCUCCUCCUCAUUCCUCCUGCAAAAAAAAAAAAAAAAAAAAAAAAAAAAAAUCAACAAAAAAACCCCAACCCUCAGCUCCUUCAAACGCUUUUUAAGUCCGAGUUGGAACCAAUCUGGCAUUUUUGUGGCUGGGAUCUGGCGUGGGCGCAGCAGAGCCGGGAUGUUGAGGAGGCGCUGAGCCUCGCACCUCCAGCCCUGCGGGGGGGGGAAAGGUUUUGGGUUGUUUCAGAGGUUCUGCGGCUGCUUCUUGCCCCCCUCCCCCCGACCCGCAGCCCUGUUUUGAGCGGCUCUGAGCACUGCAGCGUGUUUCGCACCAUCUGCUCCAAGCAUUCGGGGCCAGAAUGCGGGGAUUUAGGCAGCGGCGGGGGGAGCGAGCCUGCCCUACCCCACUCCUCCUUUACGGGGAUUCCCUGCGGCCCGCUCCCCCUCGUGCAGGGCCGCCCAUCCCCUGCAGCACUGCCCCAGUGCAGGGACAGUGGGGACACGAGGACCCCCGAUGCCGCUUGUCCCCUGCGUCCCCCCACGCAGCGACAGGCAGCGAUGGCCCACCCUGGGGUCCCUGUGCCACGACACCUGCUGCAGUCCCCCCCUGAGGAGGACGGGGUGCUGUAUGUGGAGUACAAACCCCCGGCCCUGGACAGCAUCCGCCUGCCCCGCUACGCGCUCUACCUGCUGAUGGCCAUCUCCCUGGUGCUGGUGGUGACGUACGCCAUUGUGGGGCACCUCAUCAAGGACCUGGUGCACGACUUUGCCGGUGAGCAACGGGAGGGGGAUGCAGGUGGGGGCCCUGAAACCCAUCUGGGAAGUGGGGCAGUGGGAAUAGGGUGGCCAAAGGGGCUGCUCUGUGCCCCCAAAUGGGUGCAGGAUGAGCGUCUCUGCGCGCAGCACUUUGUACUGGGCACCCACCUGCACGGCAUGGGGUGGCGAUGGGGGCGCACACAUUGCUGACCGAGCUCUAUCCCCACAGAUUGGGCAUUCGGACCCAAAGCGGAGGAGAAGGCAGUGAUGGGUGAGGGGAGCACGCCCGAGGCGGAGGAUGGGGCUCAGGGUGAAGGUGUUGGGGUGCUGCCGGGCAUGGAGGCCCCAUCGCCGCUGCUCUGCGCCGCCCCACGCAGCUCCAUCUCCUUCGUGGAUCCCCACAAGAAGUGGUUUUUCUAGGGGCACAGGGGCUGCACCCACUGCUGGCCCUCCGUCCCCAUCCCCACCGUCUCUGUGUGUGCAUCUCAGGGCUGCUAUCGCGCCGCACCCCAAUAAAUCCACGCUGUGCCCUUGGGGACCCCGACCUUCGCACCUGGGAAUGGGGCAGACACGAGGACAUGAAGCAGACACGUGGACUCAGAUGGGGGCUCAGAUACUUGGACCCAGGGUUGGGUGUCGAUGGGGCGGUGCUCCGUGGGUGCCCCCAAGACGGGUUUGGUGGGGACAAAGCGCCCCUGAGCCCCACUGUGCUGCAGGAGGGGGCACAGACCCCCCUCACACUGGGACAGGGCGCCCAUCCCCAGGCUCCACGCGCACCCCAUGGGCGCUUCUCACAGGAGGAGCCCCUGCACAGCCCAUGCAUCACCCAGGGGUGCCACCAACCCCCCUGGACCUGAAUAGCCUCCAGGGGAAGGAGGGGGCAAAGCGGAGCUGCCUGUGAUAAGGCUUUGCUGAUAAGAGCACUGACAGCACAUGGGUGUGGUGCGGGCACUGCUUGGACGUGUGAUGGGCAGAGGGAGAGAGGUGGCACCAGGCUGCCUGGGCCCUACACCCGUCCAUCCAUCUGUCCAUCCACCCACCCAUCUUCCUAUCCAUCUGUCUGUCUGUCUAUCCACUACUCUUCCAUGUUUUCACCUAUUCAUCCAUCCAUCCCACCUUCCAUCCCACCUUCCAUCCCACCUUCCUUCCUUCCUUCCUUCCUUCCUUCCUUCCUUCCUUCCUUCCUUCCUUCCUUCCUUCCUUCCUUCCUUCCUUCCUUCCUUCCUUCCUUCCUUCC